AUGGAGAUUUCUGUUAGAGCAGGAGGGUAUGAUGCUGACAGACCACGAGAUCCAAUUGUGCCGUGCUUAAGCACGGAUUGUGUCAGCUUGCUUCUUCUCUUCGACUGUUUCGCUUGGGCAUCGUUCCUCCUGGCAGGAUUGUUGCCACGCGGGAGCGCUUGCGCAUGGCCAAGGAAGCAUGUUGUUUUCAAGCCCCGGGGCGGGAGGUGGAUUUGCCAGAUUGCUUGUUUCUGUUCGCGACUGUUAGUUCUGUGUAUGCUGAUCCAGGACUACGCCAGCUCAGACGAGCUUCGAAAGGAGCUGCAGCAUCAAGCUCUGUUGCGCUGA
Molecule: messenger RNA, 327 nt
Organism: Symbiodinium natans
Lineage: Eukaryota; Dinophyceae; Suessiales; Symbiodiniaceae
Source: the annotation of a GenBank genome assembly